AUGGAGCACAAAGAAGUGGCAUCGUGGAGGAAGGCGGUGCCCAGCUACACCCAGUCCAGCAGUGCCAUGGACUUCCGUAUGUGGAGCUCUCUGCCCGGCGAUGACAGCCUGGAACCCCUGCCUCUCAACUGGGAGAUGGCCUACACCGAGACGGGCAUGGUCUACUUCAUAGAUCACAACAGCAAGACCACCACCUGGCUGGACCCCCGCCUGGCCAAGAAGGCCAAGCCCCCAGAGAAGUGUGAGGAUGGAGAGCUCCCGUAUGGCUGGGAGGAGAUAGAGGACCCACAGUAUGGAACAUAUUAUGUAGAUCACAUCAACCAGAGAACCCAGUUUGAGAACCCAGUCCUGGAGGCUAAGAGGAAGCUGAGCCAGGAGACUACUGUCUCUAUCCAGCAGGGGGCACCACCACCUCCAGGUGAGGGGGGUGCGUCAGGCUUCACCCCAGACCCAUCCCAGCUGCAGGGGGAGAUGUUCCACACUGCUCUGAGGAAAAGCUCCCAGGGCUUUGGCUUUACCAUCAUAGGGGGCGACCGCCAUGACGAGUUCCUGCAGGUGAAGAACGUCCUCAGCGACAGCCCUGCUGCCCAUGACAACAAGAUUUCCUCCGGCGAUGUGAUCGUGGAGAUCAACGGGAAAUGUGUGCUGGGGAAGACCCACCCUGAGGUGGUUCAGAUGUUCCAGUCCAUCCCAGUAAGUCAGUAUGUUGAUAUGGUGCUGUGCCGCGGCUACCCGCUGCCCCCAGACGUGGCGGAGGACACCAAGAACCCCCCUCCCCCACCUCCUCCGCCCCUGCAGGGGGGCGAGGUGGUGACUGCCGUGCCCCUCAUCAAUGGCCAGCCCCUGCUGGUGAAGGGCGACGUGCUGCACGGCUCCUCCCAGGAGCUCCACUACGUCACCACCGACGCCAGUGGACGGCCAAUGGUGGCCGCGCUGCCCAACGGGAGGCUCUCUGAGCAGGGGGGAACAGGCCUGCUGCAGCCCGAGCUGGUGAGCGUGCCCCUGGUGAAGGGCCCGGGGGGGUUUGGCUUUGCCAUCGCAGACUGUCCCCUUGGCCAGAAGGUGAAGAUGAUCCUAGACGCCCAGUGGUGCCGCGGCCUGCUUAAAGGGGACGUGAUCAAGGAGAUCAACCGUCAGAAUGUUCAGACUCUGAGCCACGCCCAGGUGGUGGACAUCCUCAAAGACCUACAGGUGGGGAGCGAGGUCAACGUGCUGGUGCUCAGAGGAGGUCAGACAUCUCCUGUGAAGAGCCUGAAACCUAGGCAGGAAAUUACAUCUAGCACAGAGACUCUGGACUGUGUCACAGACUCUGUCCCCCAGACCCUCCCUUUCCACUCCAACACUUCAACCCUGCGCAACAACUCCCCCAAACGAGACGCCACAGAGAUGUACCUCAAGUCCAAGGCCCUGCUGGAGAGCAAGCAGCCUCACACCAAAGACCUGGAUGUGUUCAUCAAGAGGGACCAGGAGACUGGCUUUGGCUUCCGUGUUCUGGGAGGAGAAGGUCCAGAGCAGCCAGUGUAUAUUGGUGCCAUCGUGCACCUUGGUGCAGCUGAGAAGGAUGGACGCCUGAGGGCUGGUGAUGAGCUCAUAGGCAUCGAUGGAAUCAUGGUCAAGGGCCGUUCCCACAAGCAGGUUCUGGACCUGAUGACUAACGCUGCCCGCAAUGGUCAGGUCAUGCUGACCGUGCGUCGGAAAGUCAUCUACAGAGAUAUGACUGAGGAGGAGGCAGGGCUCCACAUGGCUCCAGUGUUGGUGAACGGCUCCCCCAGACUCCCUCGUAUCCAGAUGCCCAGUGUGCUGGACCACGAGUCCUUCGACAUCACCCUCCACCGCAAGGACAGCGAGGGCUUCGGCUUCGUCAUCCUCACCUCCAAGAGCAAGCCCCCGCUAGGGGUGAUCCCUCAUAAGAUCGGACGCAUCAUCGAAGGCAGCCCCACUGACCGCUGUGGCCUGCUGAAUGUAGGCGACCGCAUCUCAGCGGUCAACGGGCGGUCCAUCGUGGGGCUGUCUCACAAUGACAUCGUUCAGCUCAUCAAGGAUGCUGGCAAUGCUGUCACCCUUACUGUGGUUCCCGAGGACGAAUACAAGGGCCCUCCCUCUGGUGCCAGCUCAGCCAAGCAGAGCCCCGCCCCUCAUCACAGAGCUAUGGGUCAGAGGUCAGCUAUGCAUGAUGAGCGUUAUAACCUAGAUCUGGAGGAGGAGAAGAGGGAGGGAGUCACCUGGGCCGACUACAAAACUCUGCCUCUGAGCGAACAGGGAACAAUGUGUGUUACAGGCCCCAGACAGGCAAGGCUCAUACCAUUAUUACUGUCAUUGUUUUUAUCUGGUGUUUUAGAGAUUUUACAUCAAUCAAAUAAUAUAUGACUCAGAAAAAACUGCACUAAGUUAUAACUUAAGUUAUAACGUGUGUGUACGUGCUUGUGUGUGCUUGUGUGUGUGUGUGUGUGAGUGCAUGUGCUUACAUGCAUGUGAGUGUGAGUGUUUGCAUGCUUGCGUGUGUGUACAUAUGUGUGUGUGUACGCAUGCGCCACGCAGGGCUGUAUCACGGUGGAGCUGGACCGGGGGUCCCGGGGUUUUGGCUUCAGUCUGAGGGGAGGGACAGAGUACAACAUGGGCCUGUACAUCCUGAGACUGGCUGAGGAGGGGCCUGCCCUGCUGGACAGCAGGAUCCAUGUGGGGGAUCAGGUAGUGGAGAUUAAUGGGGAGCCGACCCAGGGGAUCACCCAUACCCGCGCCAUUGAGCUGAUCCAGGCUGGAGGCAGCAAAGUGCUGCUCCUGUUAAGGCCAGGGCAGGGUCUGGUACAAGACAACAGUAAAUUGGAUCCAACUGUCACUUCAUCCACAAGCUUUCCUAGAGAGGCGCUUGUCUCAGAGACAUCCCCUCUCGCUUCUCCAUUCUCCACCUGCACCUUCACCUCAGGUUCCUCCUCUUUCACCAGUGAGACCCCUGACUGGAACUCCCUGUCCCACCGAACGCUCCACCCCCAGUGCAGCAGGGGCACUGGCUCAGUGGAGUGGAAUGGAGAGUGGGCAGACAGGCAGGCUGACAGGCUCUCUCCCAUCACCCCUGAGCAGAUCAACCUCUAUAAGGUCAAAUCAGGUCAUACCAGGUCUAAAGUCUCCAAGGAGCCCAGCAGCCCAAAGAAAACAGGUGAAACAUUCUCUAAAGCCAAAGAGCACUCACAGAGUCCCAAAAAGUCUGAGAGGAAGGGACAGGAAGCAGAGCCAAGCAAAAACAGGAAGUCCCACUGCCAGAAAGGAAGUUGGUCACCCAGCCCCAAGAAGUCUUCUCGAAAAAGACAGGAAGUCUCGAGCCAGCUGCAUGUAAAGAAACAGCAGGUACAGCAGAGCACAUCAAAGGAGCUUUCCAGCAAGGAGCCCUUUGAUGAAAACAAAAACAGCAAAAGGGGAGAUUCAAAGGGCAGGAAAAGCACACAGGAGAGAGAAGGGAUAACGGGAAAGACCAAGGCUGCCCAUGGCCAGGUCAGUAUUGAAAAGAAAGUGGGAACAGAGGCAGGACAUCACAUGCCAACCCCUAUGGAGACAGGGGCAUGGAAAGAUAUUCUGAAAGUUACUCUAGAGAAGAGUAAACCUCAAGAUGGAGAAAAGGAAAAACGCAAAGAGCAGAAAAGCAAAAAAUACAUAGGGGCUUCCUUAAAAGAGGCAAAGACUAGAAAAUAUUAUGAGGCCUCUACAACAGAGGAAAAGAGUAUAAAAGACACACAGGCCUCUCCAAAUGCCAUUCAGCAGGAUACUCUGAACCAAAAGGGUCAGAUUAGCCCGGGCCCCUGGAAAGUCCCCAGCUCAGCCAGAAUCCUCUCCCAGGCUGAGGUGCUGCAUAAUCCCCCUUACUGAUACAGUAUGGACAACACUGUGUGGACACAUAAUACACAGACUUGAGCUGUACCACAACAUGCUGUAUAUUGUUGGUCUGUUUCUUUCUCCAAUGAGAGGGAUGGACGAGGAAUGGCAGGCAACCUUAUCGGCCAUGUGUCAUGUCCAUCUGUGUCCGUGAAGAGGACUUUUUUAAGCUCUAUUGGCCUUUGACAUUAGGAAUGGCGUGUAAAGCCAACACUCAUCUCUCUUCCUGCCUCGUGUGCUGCUUCAGACAUCUCUGAUCUGGGCCAUACGCAUGUUUGGAAUGUUUAGGGCCUAUUCUUGGACAUCUUGUGGAAUGAAAACUAACCAUACUUCACCCAUUAUAAUGCAACUAUUAUCCCAUAUGCAACCAAGCAGAAAGGUCUUUAACACACACAAAGUUAAGCUGUCAGUAAAGGUUUUAUUUUCAUGUUGGGUAUCUACAGCAAGCACCUUGGGAUUGGCCUUUUCACAUGGCACUCUUUUCCCAAGGGAUUUGCUCAACUGCAUGCAGUCCGUACGUUUAUUUUAUUGCACGCCUUUACCACUCCACUGAGUAUGAUCCUUUCACCUGAUGUGAAAAUACUGAUGCCGAAGUUCUGACCUUAACACCAUGUAGAGAUUUCAGACUUUAUUCAGAAAGCAUUAGCUUUACGAAGGAUUCUAGACUGUUCUAAGACAAUAGUCAUGAUUCGUGAAUACAAAAUAUAUCAUUACAAAAGACCAGAAACUUGUGGUUUGAGAUAUUGUUUACCAUGUGUAUGAUAACCUAUGUGUAAUUUAUUGGAAUUAUAGAUUAAUAUAGAUAUACAGUACCAGUUAAAAGUUUGGACACACUUACUCAUUCAAGGGU
Molecule: messenger RNA, 4714 nt
Organism: Oncorhynchus tshawytscha (Chinook salmon)
Lineage: Eukaryota; Metazoa; Chordata; Actinopteri; Salmoniformes; Salmonidae
Product: membrane-associated guanylate kinase, WW and PDZ domain-containing protein 3
Exons: 17
Coding region: 1-2367 (788 amino acids)
Biological process (GO): signal transduction
Cellular component (GO): cytoplasm
Molecular function (GO): protein binding
Source: RefSeq, a predicted model, not a curated record